Molecule: messenger RNA, 1205 nt
Organism: Mugil cephalus (flathead mullet)
Lineage: Eukaryota; Metazoa; Chordata; Actinopteri; Mugiliformes; Mugilidae
Gene: csdc2b
Product: cold shock domain containing C2, RNA binding b
Exons: 4
Coding region: 574-1044 (156 amino acids)
Biological process (GO): regulation of mRNA stability
Cellular component (GO): cytoplasm
Molecular function (GO): mRNA 3'-UTR binding
Source: RefSeq, a predicted model, not a curated record
CCUAACUGUGAUCUCUAAAAGGUUUUAACCCACAAAAAGUUGUGCGUCCCAGAAAAAAAAAAAAAAAAAAAAAAUGGACCUCAAGGGCAACACGACCCCACAGCGUUAGUUUACCGUGAAGUAUCGGGCCCCACAGCUCCACAAAAACCAACCCACUCUCACACUCGUGGAGUCACAUCACGCCAUCGGAAUCUCCGCCAGCUGCGCAGACUCAGCAGCUUCCUCCUCUCACCGUCACAUCAGGGUUUUCCGUGGCUCUGCGCGGAUUUAGUCCACUUAUUUAUUUCAUUCCUCGUUAUAUAAUUCACUUGAACCACACGCUGGUACACGCUGAUCCGUCCUGCACCUGACACCGCAUCCGACGCAAGAAACCUGAAGGAGGCGACAGCGGUGACCUGGUUAAGCCUCGUGUCACUCACCUCCUCCUCCUCCGCCUCCUCCUCCUCCUCUCAGACGGACCAGAAGACAGCGACCACUGGCUGAGGAGACCUCUCGCAUCCACAUCAUCCUCCCCCAGACCACCUCCUCCUCUUCCUCCUCUUCCUCCUCCUCCUUGUCUUCAUCACAGCUGACAUGGCGGACCCCAGCCUCACGUCGCCCUCAGGGACCCCGCUUCGCUCCCACAACGCCCCGUCCCUCACCCUCUCCUUCCCCUUCUUGAGGGAGGGGAGUCGGGUGUGGGAGGAGGGGAGGGAGCCUCCGCUUCCUCGGGAUCUUCCCAGCCCACUGCCGACCAAACGCACCCGCACCUACUCAGCGACGGUCCGCGCUCACUCAGGUCCAGUUUUUAAGGGCGUAUGUAAGAACUUCUCCAGGUCACAAGGUCACGGCUUCAUCCGACCGUCCCACGGCGGCGAGGACAUCUUCGUUCACAUCUCAGACAUCGAGGGCGAGUACGUCCCAGUGGAGGGCGACGAGGUCACGUACAAAGUGAGCCGGGUCCCACCCAAGAACCUGAAGGUGCAGGCGGUGGAGGUGAAGAUCACACAUCUCAACCCAGGGACGAAACACGAGACCUGGUCCGGGCAGAUCAUCAGCUCCUAGGGGUCUGGAGGUGCUGGUGGAGGGAUGUAGGUGGUUGUUAAGUGGUGCUCUGGGACUCAUGACUUUAUUAUUAUUAUUUUUAAAAAUUGUUUUUUUUGAAACAAUGUUUCACCUACACAGCAAAGAUUAAUAAAUACAUCGUUAUUAGGGGUUGAACCAGA